Molecule: messenger RNA, 1771 nt
Organism: Acanthochromis polyacanthus (spiny chromis)
Lineage: Eukaryota; Metazoa; Chordata; Actinopteri; Pomacentridae
Exons: 10
Coding region: 707-1552 (281 amino acids)
Source: RefSeq, a predicted model, not a curated record
GAGAGGCUUAUAUCUUAAAAUUCUCAAAAAGAGUGACAUGCCAUUGCGCUGCAGAAACUUUUCUAGCCAGCCCUUGCUGGUGACAAAUGGCUGGUUGUCAGCGUCGGUCAUGGUGGGAUAUAUUUCCUUGGCUUUAUUUUGGAUCAUUUUUCGUGACACACGGUUGUGCUUGCUUCUCAUGUCGUGCACCCACUCCACCAGUUGUGCAUCCAUUUCCUCGCUCACUUUUUUUCUCCCUCCUCCGGUGAGACGUGCACGUUUAUUGUCAGCGUCCAUCAGCUCAUCCUUUUGUCUUUUCCAAUAUCGGAUUUGUUUUGCAUCAACCUUAAAGUGCUUUGCAGCUUUCUCUCCUGAAUACUCCGCUGUAUAACGCAAAGCCUCGUCUUUAAACUUUACGUCAAACUUUCGUCUUUUUGGUGUACCGGUAGCCAUGCUUUUUCUGUUGUCUUGAAAGAACACAGAGGGGCGGGGCACGCACGCUGUCAGUACAGCGCCGUAGCGCUUCACAGAAAAAAAGAAAAGACAAAAAAAAGCUUAUAUUGGGAGGCGGCUUUUAUGAGCUUUCUUCAAAGACGCACCCGGUCAUUAAAGGAGACGGGUUUUUAAUGGAACACAGGUCAUUAUUAGAGGAUUUACGGUACUUCAAAAGGUUUCAACUGUGCGCAAGCUGUGCAAGGCCUGCAGUUUGGAUUCAAAGGGAUCACGCAUGGACCUUAUCACCAGACUAAGAGACGAGAUGAAGACCAGACAUGGAUAUGACAAAAUAUUCCAGAAAAUCUGGGGAGCCUCAGAUGCUGACUCAUGUGGACCACACUGUCAAGAUAUCACAAAAUGUGUGAACAUAGAGCCACGCCGGGCAUCGUGGACAAUACACCCCCACAUCCCUCCCAACAGCAGUCGGGGAAGUGCAUUUUUGUGGCUGAUUUGUACGUUGUACCGACAUGGUGACAGCCAACAGCAUGCAACCCGCUCUCAAGUUUACCUAAACCUUUCCCAGUCCGUACAUCCUGGAGCGUGGAAAGAGACGACUGGUUUGGACAUACAGGGUUUUCUGAGGCAGCUGCUAGGGAAUGACUGUGGGAUCUUCAUGUUGAUGUAUGCCCUAUACACCGUACUAGAUGCCCCUUCUGAUUUCACUGUGAUGGACGUGCCAUCUUUACCAAAGUGCUGGUGUGUCAUGCUGAUGGAGAAUUCUGACCUUGGAAGCCAUGGCAAAAUGUUUGCCCACUGGACAGACAAUUCAAAGGCCCUCCUGCAACCAGUGUUCCACCUGAAGAAGAGGAAGAUGGAUGACAUCACUGAGACCGAAGAACAACAACAACAACAACCUGCUGCACAGCCUCAGCAAGUGAUCGUUGUAAAAGAUGUUGAGAUGACAAUGGAAGUGGACAAAGACGAGGCCAGGGUAAUCUCAGAAUGUAGACAAGCAGCAGCUUGGGUUUUUAGAAAACCAGCACUUGUUUGCAGACAAGCUGGAGUUGCCCUGUGCCCUCACAAUGGCAGAAGAGGAAGUGGCAGAGGCUGUGCAGCAGUACCAGAGACUUUGGUCUGAGGAUGAAGGCUCCAUGAGUGAUGACCAGGAGAAGGAAGAAAUCUUGGAGCCAUUUAAAUUCACUUUCUGUAAAGUGGAGGACUUAUGGAUCUUCUGCAAAGAACUUGCAGACUGACGGAAUUUUUUGAUGUAUGCUGAAUGCAAAACUGAGGAAUAAUUCAAUAAUCUGUACAAUUAAAGGCGGAAAAAAACAAUAAAAAUGUCUUUUCAUAUUUGUUA